Messenger RNA from Candida tropicalis MYA-3404, 1614 nucleotides. RefSeq names its product FACT complex subunit (gene POB3). NCBI's taxonomy places the organism in Eukaryota, Fungi, Ascomycota, Pichiomycetes, Serinales, Debaryomycetaceae. Gene Ontology annotation, molecular function: histone binding; nucleosome binding; DNA binding. The record is from RefSeq and is a predicted model, not a curated record. The coding region runs from base 1 to 1614 and encodes 537 amino acids. Gene Ontology annotation, cellular component: FACT complex; nucleus. The transcript has a single exon.
AUGGUAAAUACAGAUUUUGAAAGAAUUUAUUUAAAUCAAUCCAGAAGUGGAGGACGUAUGCGUAUUGCAGAAUCUGGUCUUGGUUGGAAGGCUAAUGCCAGUCUGAAUGGUUCAUCAAGUCAACAACAACAACCAUUUCUUUUACCAAGAGAAGAAAUUUUAGUAGCAUCUUGGUCAAGAGGUUCUAGAGGUUAUGAAUUAAGAGUACAAACUAAGAAUAAAGGUGUUGUUAGCUUGGAUGGAUUUCAUCAGGAUGAUUUUACUAAAUUAAAACAAGAGUUGACACGUAACUUUCAAAUCAAUAUGGAACAUAAAGAACAUGCAUUAAGAGGUUGGAAUUGGGGUAAAACUGAUUUGGCCAGAAAUGAAUUGGUUUUCAAUGUUAAUAACAAACCAUCUUUUGAAAUUCCAUAUGAAAAUAUUAAUAAUUCUAAUUUAACAGGUAAAAAUGAAGUUUCUAUUGAAUUAAAUUUAGAUGCUAAUAGAUAUGGAGAUGAAAUUGUGGAAAUGAGAUUCUAUGUUCCUGGAACUAUUGAAAAUGAAACAGUUGUAAAGAGUGAAAAUAAUGGAGAAAUUGUUGAAGAAGAAGUUGUCAAUGAAACUAGUGCUGCUCAACAAUUUUAUGAACAAUUGAAAGAUAAAGCUGAUAUUGGUCAAGUUGCUGGUGAAGCUAUUGUUUCCUUCAGUGAUGUAUUAUUCUUGACUCCAAGAGGUCGUUAUGAUAUCGAUAUGUAUCCUACUUCAUUGAGAUUAAGAGGUAAAACAUAUGAUUAUAAAAUACAAUAUGAACAAAUUGAAAGAAUUUUCAGUUUGCCUAAACCGGAUGAUGACCAUCAUUUGUUGAUUUUACAAAUUGAUCCACCUUUAAGACAAGGUCAAACAAGAUACCCAUUUUUGGUUUUGCAAUUUGUCAGAGAUGAAGAAACUGAGUUGGAAUUGAAUGUAAGUGAGGAAGAUUUCGAAAAGAAGUAUAAGGAUAGAUUGAAGAAAACCUAUGAUGCCCCAACUCCUGUUGUUAUGGCCCAUUGUUUAAGAGGAUUAACUGAACGUAAAUUGAUUACUCCUGGAUCAUUCCAAUCGAGGUACUUACAAGCAGGUAUUUCAUGUUCUGUUAAAGCUUCAGAAGGUCAUUUGUACCCAUUGGACAGAUGUUUCUUAUUUGUCACCAAACCAACCCUUUAUAUCCCAUAUAGUGAAAUCAGCAGUAUUGUGAUGUCGAGAACUGGUGGUGGUGUUUCAGCAUCAAGAACGUUUGAUUUAGAAGUUAAUGUAAUUGGUUCAAACCAACUGCAUAUUUUUGGUAGUAUUGAUAGAGAAGAACAAGAAACCAUUGAAAACUUUUGUAAAGAAAAGGGAAUCAAAGUCAAGAAUGAAGAAAAAUUGGCUAAAGCUAGAUUGGCUAAGGCACUUGAACAAGAAGCCAAUGAUGAUGACGAUGAUGCCGAUGUUGAUAUGGGAAGUGCUGAUGAAGAUUCCGAAGAUGAUGGUGAUUUCCAAUCUGGAUCUGAUUCCGACGUUGCUGAAGAGUUUGAUAGUGAUGCUGCAUCGUCAAGUGGAGAUGAAGAUAUGAGUGACAAAGACGAAAGACCUCCAAAGAAGAAAGCUAAGAAUUAA